Molecule: messenger RNA, 684 nt
Organism: Encephalitozoon romaleae SJ-2008
Lineage: Eukaryota; Fungi; Microsporidia; Unikaryonidae
Product: Homeodomain-containing transcription factor-like protein
Exons: 1
Coding region: 1-684 (227 amino acids)
Biological process (GO): cell differentiation; regulation of transcription by RNA polymerase II
Molecular function (GO): RNA polymerase II cis-regulatory region sequence-specific DNA binding
Source: RefSeq, a predicted model, not a curated record
AUGGACAACUUUGGAAGCAGCUUCUUUAACUCGUAUACCAAUAACUCUAAUAGGGAGGCUGAGGGAGGCCAAUACUUCGAUCCUUACUUUGUCAAGCACAGAAAAAGAACAACAAAGGCACAGCUCAAGGUUCUCGAGGAAACUUUUGAGACUAACAUCCGACCAGAUGCAAACAUGAGAAAGAAGCUUGGAGAACAACUGGGGAUGACACCCAGAAGUGUUCAGGUGUGGUUCCAAAACCGGAGGGCAAAGAUCAAGAAGCUUACACAGAAGAAGAUGAUGCAGCAAGAAAACACAGACAACACCAAAGGGCCCGAAGCAUCCCGUUCAUCAAGCCCGUCUAAAGACCGCAAGUAUAGCAACUACCAUCCAUAUGUGCCUUUGCAGGCCCCAUUAGAGGAAUUUAAUGUCUAUCCGAGAGACAAUAGUGUCUAUAAGCAUUCUAUUCCACAAGGUAUGUCAUCGCCAAUCAUGUAUGAGGGGUUCGGUUACAGAGGACAUGAAGAAUAUGGAUACCCUUAUGUACAGAGAUAUGGAAAUGGUGAAUACUAUCAGAUGCAAUAUCCAUAUGGAAUGGCACAAGCUCAAUGGCAUCAGCCUCCUGGGUUUAGAGAUGAGGAUUACUACCACUCAACUAGAAAACAGCAAUAUAGAGGGGGAGCGCCCAACCCUGAGAAGAUGUAG